AUGGUGGCCGAGAUGCAACCUCCUCUGGACAUGAACACGAAACCUGUGUUGAGAUUAUUUCGACUUCGGAUUUACAGCCUUUGGUGGAAGACACCAAGGCGACCAAGGCCAAAAGAACCGCCCUUUCGAUUGACCGACUCGGAGGAUCUCACCGGUGCUGCUCAGCAACUUGUCAAUGCUGCUGUAGACCACGGCCUUGAGAAGUUCCGAAACUCCAACAUUAUGGAUCUGAUGCGCCGGAUCGCCAAUCAGGAGGUUGUCAUUCAGGACCGCUGCGAUACCCGAUUACAGCAGAUACUGAAGUACGAUACCAGUGCAUCAUACCGGGAAACACUGCUGGUUCAACAUAAUUAG
This is a messenger RNA of Truncatella angustata, 354 nucleotides long. RefSeq lists its product as uncharacterized. The coding region runs from base 1 to 354 and encodes 117 amino acids. The record is from RefSeq and is a predicted model, not a curated record. NCBI's taxonomy places the organism in Eukaryota, Fungi, Ascomycota, Sordariomycetes, Amphisphaeriales, Sporocadaceae. The transcript has 2 exons.